Messenger RNA from Phascolarctos cinereus (koala), 4135 nucleotides. RefSeq names its product SHC adaptor protein 3 (gene SHC3). Lineage: Eukaryota; Metazoa; Chordata; Mammalia; Diprotodontia; Phascolarctidae. Gene Ontology annotation, molecular function: receptor tyrosine kinase binding. The record is from RefSeq and is a predicted model, not a curated record. Gene Ontology annotation, cellular component: plasma membrane. Gene Ontology annotation, biological process: cell surface receptor protein tyrosine kinase signaling pathway; intracellular signal transduction.
UAUUGGCUUGCUAGCUAGCCCUUUCAUUCACAGAAACAGAAUUUCAUUCACAUUUUGUUGUUUUUAUCUGCUUCUAAUGAAGAGAACUGUUUGGGAGUGACAGGGAAUUUUGUUUUCUCUUUGGAUAACAGUAGAAAUAAUCUAUCGUGUGUGUGUAUUUGCUGUUGCUAUGAUAGCAAGGGGAAGGAAAAAAUGAGUUCUGUGCCUAUGCUGUAGGAGGUUUGCGACAUGAUGAAAGGUGAUUCUGCAGCUCACUAGAAACUUGCUUUUAGGUUGAAUAGGACAUUUCUAUUGUUCAUCAAUCCUGGAAUCAGACUUGUUGGCUUCCUUUACUGUGCUACAAAUUAUACUAAUUAAAUACAAUUAUUUAAAACUGUUUAAAUGGCUUAUAUACUGCAGCUUUUUGCUCACAGUUGUUGAGGAGACCCUCAAAAUGACUUAAUAACAUGCUGUGGUGAGUCUCACUUAUUUUAAAAGGAAAUUGCUCAUUUUUAAGACUAUUUUUAUUUUUUUGCCUGUGCUCUGCAUGCUCAAAAAUUAGUAAAGCUAAUUCCACGUCAGAAAUUAGUGGGGAAUUUUUUGAACCUGCACUGGACCUUUCCAGUAGAGGGAAUUUCCCAUUUGUUUUUAUCAGAUGGGAGAAGGAAUGCAAAUUUUUAUCUCAAACCUGACAUCUGACUUUUCAAGAGAAAGGAUUUUCCUGUGGAUUAUAUGCAUAAUGAAAGCAAGAUCAUUUCUCCUCCUUACUGACUACAGGACAUCAAGCUACAACUGAAAGGAAUUUGAUUUUUUAAAAUUCUGUUUCCUAGUAAUUUUUAUGGUUUAAACAACAGAAACCUUCAAGUGGUAUUGAGCUCCAUGUAAAGUUCUUUCUUUGGGAUGGAUUUCUGUGGAGAAAAGGCAAAUUAUUUCUGAAGCUUGUUACCAUAUUUAGGAAAUGUUUUUCUUUUGAUAUAUGUACUUAAUUUACUGGAUAAGGAAAAAGGGACUACUAUAGCUUAUUAAGAGAGAUAAGUGCUGUGCAAAGGUCAGAUGCAGCCAUUUUCUUAAGAAACUGCAUUGCCACAAGACACUUGUUAUGGCUGCUCUGCUGUUUUGGGGUGUGGUAUGGUGGGGGGAAGGAAAUUAGUGUUUUGUUUUUACCUAAUAGAGCAUUUUUCCUUACUUUUAUUUUAAAACUGUAAUUCUAAAUCAUCAGGGCUUGAGGAAGGUCUUUUUUCUUAAAAGUAAUUUUCAUAUUCUUAAGUAUACUGUUGAAUACGUCAAAGACUUAGAAAGAUGAGUUGAGUGGGAUAGUUUUAACCCCCGAGGCAGAAUUACAGAUUUUUAGAAAGUUAAUUUAACAAAUUAAAUUGUUCUAAUAUGAUAUGAUCUCUGGGUGGGCAUGUUUCACUGAGAUACUGGCUUUACUUCUGUUAUCAAAAAAGUGAGGGUUCAAGGAAGGUGAGAAAUAAAAAAAAUGGAAGGAAAUAUCUUUUGAGAAAAAUAGGAAAAAGGAAAUUGGAGAAUUUUGAGAAUUGAUUGGUUCUGGUGUGCUGUAAGUGGGUGGAUAUGCCUUUUUUUUUUUUGCUACAGGAAGUUGUAAGUGAUUUGCUGUGUUCACUGAGCCUUUGUUGAAGAGGGUCUCCUCAUUUGUGUGAGUCAUGCUUUUACUGUGAGAGACUUGGCAGCUAAGCAGGAUUGGAAUCUCUAUCAGAAAACUAUUACUUUUCCUAGUCUAUGGAACCAUAGGCAGUUUUCUUUCGUGGCUUUUGUUUUAUUUUUGAUGGAGUGUGGAACAAUUUUCUUCUCCUUUUCUUCCUUCCUUUAAAGACUUUUUUUGGGGGGAAGCAUACCAAUUUUACUGUCCUUACUCAAUUAUUAUGUAUUGUCUGCUAUGAGAGAACAGGUGUUUUCUGGGUUGGCAUCAGCUCUGCCAAAACAUAUACAGGAAACCAGAUAGAAGGGCAUGCGUCAACAUACCAAGUAUAACCGCUUCAGGAAUGAUUCAGUGACAUCAGUUGAUGAACUUAUCCACAAUUUGUCCACGAACACCAGCAAGGUCUCAACAAUUGCCACAACCUCAGCAAUAUCAUCCUCAUAUGUGGUCUCAACCAAGGUUCUCCAUAAAGACCAGGAGGAUGGACCCACCACGCUUUGUACUCUCAAACAUAAAGUAUCUCACUUGAAAUUCUCCAGCUCCAGUAACCUUUUGGGCAUCAAAAACCUGCCUUCUGCAGUGAAGGACCUUGCUGUUUCCAAGUUGCCAGGCAGCUUGAGUGUUCCUAGCUCAGCAUCAGGCGCUUCAGACAACACAUGUAACCUUGUCUCUGCCACUCUGUGUUCUCAGCAGAACACAAGCAAGAUGAGCACAGGGAAAAAAUUUCAGUCAGAGGAGAUGCAACUAGGAGGUGAAGUCUGCAAUUCAAAUAGCAUUUUUGUCAAUAAGCCUUCUGGAGGGUGGCUGCAUUCAAAUGAAAAGAUCCUGGGACCUGGUGUGACGUUUGAAGUGAAGUAUUUGGGCUGCUUAGAAGUUUUACGCUCAAUGAGGUCUCUUGACUUUAGUACAAGAACUCAGAUUACAAGGGAAGCAAUCAGCCGUGUUUGUGAAGCAGUACCUGGUGCCAAAGGAGGCUUCAGAAAACAGAAGCCACCACGGAAAGUCUUAUCCAACAUCCUGGGAAAGAGUAACCUUCAGUUUGCAGGGAUGAACAUAACCUUGAAUAUAUCCACCACUAGCCUAAACCUAAUGACACCUGAUUCAAAACAGAUUAUAGCAAAUCAUCACAUGCAGUCUAUUUCCUUUGCCUCUGGAGGUGAUCCGGAUACAACAGAUUAUGUUGCAUAUGUAGCUAAGGACCCUGUUAAUCAUAGAGCCUGCCAUAUCCUGGAAUGCUCUGAUGGCCUGGCUCGAGAUGUUAUCAGCACUAUAGGUCAAGCUUUUGAGCUUCGAUUCAAGCAGUAUUUACAAUGUCCUUCAAAGAUACCUGCUCUUCAUGACUGCAGGCAAAGUCUGGAUGAACCAUGGACGGAGGAAGAGGGAGAAAGAGCAGAACAUCCAUAUUAUAAUAGCAUUCCCAACAAAGUGCCCCAUACAGGAGAGUUUCUUGAUGUUAGAGCAAAGACCAAAAUUUGUGCUACUGACACAAGCAAGACUGCAGGAAAAGAGCAAACUUACUACCAGGGACGGCACUUAGGAGGCAAAUUCAGUGACGAUUGGCAUCAUGCACCUAUUCAUCAAGGUUCUUUGGACAGCUAUAAUAUGCCAGAAGGAAAAUCCCAAGUAACUCCUCUGGGAGAGGCACCAAUCUAUGUGAAUACUCAAUGUGUAAAUAUUCAAGUUUUGCAGGCCCUUCAGGUUGAUGCUGAAAGUGUAUUCAAUGAAUCGGUAGAUGCUACCAAAGACAACAGCCCAAGAAAAGACUUAUUUGACAUGAGACCUUUUGAAGAUGCCCUCAGGAACCAAACCAUGGAAACUUUGUUGAGUAAAGCUAUGUCCGUGGAAAACACAAGCCCAAUUUUAUCCAGAGCAGCUGACUGUAGAAUGAUGGAAGAGUUGAAGGCAGAGCCCUGGUAUCAAGGAGAAAUGAGCAGGAAAGCAGCAGAGCAGCUACUAAAAACAGAUGGAGACUUCCUUGUCAGAAAAAGCACUACCAAUCCAGGAUCCUAUGUCCUGACAGGGAUACAUAAUGGCCAAGUCAAGCAUCUUCUUUUAGUUGACCCAGAAGGAAAUGUUCGAACAAAGGACCAAGUUUUUGACAGCAUAAGUCACCUCAUCAACCAUCAUCUUGAGAAUAAUUUGCCCAUAAUAUCAGCUGGGAGUGAACUCUGCCUUCAGCAGCCUGUGCAAAGGAAACAGUGAACCUUCAGCAACUUAAAAUCUCUGUCUUCUUUGAGCUCUGUUCACCGGUCAUUGCAUAUACGAGACCAUUUAAAUCCAAAGUGCAUUCAUGGUUGCUUUGUUUCUCAUCUUGAGAAGACCAGGCAAGUCAGAAAUGGGUAAUGCAUGGGGCUUAAUAAAACUGAAAACUUUCUUAAAAUAUGAUUUCAAUAACAUUGUUCCAAUCCCUUCAUGUGAAUUUUUGAGGUGUACAUCUCAUACAUUUUGUGCAAAUACAACCUCUGCAUAUAUUUAUAAAGGCUGUGAAAAAUGAGA